UCGCAGUUUGCAGCCCAGUCCGACUGCAGGCACGAAAACACUCUCCAUCUUGACAGCAUCGGACGACCAAUUAAACCCAGCGAGCUUAUCAUACUUGCUUCGGAUUGGCAAACACACUCAUUUCUUUUCUUUUUUCCCCCCUCAGCCUGUCCUUAAAUAGGAACUUGGCAGGUGGACAAGAAAACUGCACAGCUCAUUUCCAGCCCGCUCGAGCCACAGGCGUUUUUUGGACAAUACUGUUCAUAAUCCAAAAAGAAAAACAGGACCAUGUCCGGCUUCAAUCGCUCUUUCACCCUCCUGAGGGCUGCUAUGAGACACCAGCUCAUCCCAAAAGCCAACAUCACAGCUAAACCAGCUAAACAUGCGCUUUCCGCUGGGGAGCAAGUGAUUGCAUUGUCGGUCAUGUUUGUGACCAUCCUGGGCCCGUCCGGCUGGAUCCUGUCUCACCUGGAGGACUACAAGCACCGUCCAGGAGCAGCACAAGAAUAAAAAAUGAGCAUUCCCUCCUUAAGAAGACUAUUUAAACCUCUGAAUGUUUGAAUAAAUGAAUGUACUUGAACUGGUCUGUAUCCAUUAAAAUAUUUCUCUUUAAACAGACAA
Molecule: messenger RNA, 600 nt
Organism: Danio rerio (zebrafish)
Lineage: Eukaryota; Metazoa; Chordata; Actinopteri; Cypriniformes; Danionidae
Gene: cox8b
Product: cytochrome c oxidase subunit 8B
Biological process (GO): oxidative phosphorylation; mitochondrial electron transport, cytochrome c to oxygen
Cellular component (GO): respiratory chain complex IV; mitochondrial inner membrane
Source: RefSeq, marked validated